This is a messenger RNA of Lasiosphaeria miniovina, 261 nucleotides long. RefSeq names its product Apc13p protein-domain-containing protein. The record is from RefSeq and is a predicted model, not a curated record. NCBI's taxonomy places the organism in Eukaryota, Fungi, Ascomycota, Sordariomycetes, Sordariales, Lasiosphaeriaceae. The transcript has a single exon. The annotation marks the transcript as partial. Gene Ontology annotation, cellular component: anaphase-promoting complex.
AAGAACAAAGACGCCACAUACACGUUCGUGCACAUGCAGCAGGCGCGCGAUGCGGACCUGUUCGAGGACUUCUGCAAGGACAAGCUGCCGGCCGACGACAUCUACGUAGCGGCGCACCUACAGCCCAUCAACCCCGAGGACGAGGACGACGUGGUGCCGGACCAGCACGCGGCGUUUGGGAUCCAGAAGGCCACGCAAAAGAGCCGCGAGCCCGCGUGGCGCGACCUGGGGCUCGCCGAGCUGAUGCGCCAGGGCCCGUCG